AUGCUCCUCCUUUCUACUGCUCAGAAUCUGACGUUGACUGCUGAAGAUAUCAAACAUCUGCAAUACGAUGAAGUCCAUGGCAUAGGUUCCCACACAUCAUCUGAAGCAACCCUAGGACUGGCCAGGACUUGGCUCAAUCGAUGUCGACGGAAGCAUUCCUCAUGCAAGCCGCUUUCUUCAAAAGAAGAGUUUCUCCCUGCCCGGCUCAUAGACACUGAGCCACGGCAAAGGUCAGAGUGGCGACUCCGGAUCACCGCAAAGCACAAGGACGAACCAGCGACAUACAUGACGCUCAGCCAUCGAUGGGGCACUGUGCCUUUCUUGAAUUUGACUACAAAAAAUAUCCGAGAGCUGGAAGCUGGCCAUCCACUUUCUGCCCUUGAGAAGACUUUCAGAGAAGCUGUCGAGAUUGUGAGAAGAUUAGGUGAGCGAUUUUUAUGGAUUGAUUCACUCUGCAUCGUUCAAGACUCGUUGAGAGACUGGCAAGAACAAUCCGCCGCUAUGCGAGACAUCUAUACACACUCUGUCUGCAACAUUGCGGCUACAGGAGCAGCAGAUAGUCAUGGAGGUUGCUAUUUUGAACGAAAUGUAUCUGACAUCCUCCCCUGCACCAUUCCCAAGAAUUCACAAGGGUCGCCAUCCAUCGAUUUUGCUGUUGUGAGCAUGGAUCUAUGGACAGAUGACAUAGAGCGCGCUCCCUUGAACCAGCGGGGAUGGGUACUCCAAGAAAGGUUGCUCGCCCCCAGGACCCUACAUUUCGCUGCCCAACAGAUCUUCUGGGAAUGCAACGAGAUGAACGCGUGUGAGAUGUAUCCCAAAGAGCUACCAUCUACAUAUUUUCUGGAAGACCGGCAGCCCAGCAUCCGGUGCCACCAUCCUCUCUUCUCAGCCAAUGCUGGCAAGCCUGACGAAAACUUUGGCCGGCAGACGUCCUCAGCUCAAGACCCGUAUAUGUUUUGGGGCCGCAUAGUGUACGCAUAUAGUCACUGCCGUCUUACUAGAUCGGAAGACAAGCUAGCGGCGGCGUCUGGCUUGGCCUCGCAGCUUCAGCAGAUGACGAAGGAUAAUUACUAUGCUGGUUUGUGGAGCAAAGAUCUAGCGGGACAAUUACUAUGGUCUGUAGUCGGUUGCGCACAGGCUGACGGUUCGGCUUCCAGGCGCCCCGAGCCCUACAGAGCACCAACUUGGUCAUGGGCAUCUGUUGAUGGCAUCAUUAAAACAAAUGAUCUUCCUUUCGAUGGUUCUUUUGGCAAGCCACUGUUUGAUGUAUUGGACAUUCGGACCGUCCCUCUCACAGGUGACGUCACGGGUCAGAUCAGUAAGGGCGCAUACCUUCGCAUAAAGGGUGUCCUCACCAAAGCCUCAAUAGUGUGCGGGCCUGGGGGCGUGACCAGAUUGAAAAUCGGCAGAAUCGACAGCGAUAUCGUGUUUCGGCUUGAUACCAGAUCAGGGGAAAGCUUCUCCGAUCUGAGCUGCGUGCCCAUUGGACACUACAUGUUGCCACCCUAUCAAGAUCGGCCUUCAAUACAAGGCCUGAUACUUCAUAGAUCGGAAGUCGAAGGUCAUUCGUACAUUCGUCUUGGAACCUUCAGAGUGGAGUCUCGAGCCCAUUGUCAGGAACUUGGACUUGAAUUCGAGGGCGACGAGUCACUGGGCAGCUAUCCAGCUGAUUCCGCCCAGCGAUCCAUCACGAUCCUCUGA
This is a messenger RNA of Endocarpon pusillum Z07020, 1701 nucleotides long. RefSeq lists its product as uncharacterized. The record is from RefSeq and is a predicted model, not a curated record. The transcript has a single exon. NCBI's taxonomy places the organism in Eukaryota, Fungi, Ascomycota, Eurotiomycetes, Verrucariales, Verrucariaceae. The coding region runs from base 1 to 1701 and encodes 566 amino acids.